Messenger RNA from Scheffersomyces stipitis CBS 6054, 1941 nucleotides. RefSeq lists its product as uncharacterized. Gene Ontology annotation, cellular component: plasma membrane; fungal-type vacuole. Gene Ontology annotation, biological process: monoatomic ion homeostasis; borate transport; transmembrane transport. The record is from RefSeq and is a predicted model, not a curated record. The coding region runs from base 194 to 1891 and encodes 565 amino acids. Lineage: Eukaryota; Fungi; Ascomycota; Pichiomycetes; Serinales; Debaryomycetaceae. Gene Ontology annotation, molecular function: borate efflux transmembrane transporter activity; solute:inorganic anion antiporter activity. The transcript has a single exon.
CUUCUGGCUGCUGGUAUUUAUAUGAAUUUGUAGAAAUUCAUAGAAGGAUACAUAAGUAUACUUAAUCAACUCAUUCGUGAUAUCUCAGCUAUUGGUAUCCAAUUUGUUCCCAUAGCACUCGCAACUACUAAAAUUCAAUACUAUAUCCAAUUUUUAAUAUCUUGAGUACCAGAUCUACAAUAUCUUUGGCAGUAUGGGAAUUCGCCGGCUUUCCAAUCCCUUCAGCUAUUGGGGCUACGGUAUCUACAACGACAUCAAGAGCCGGUUGCCGUACUAUAAAUCGGACUUCGCUGAUGCUUUUAACUACAGAGUAGUUCCAUCUACGACAUUUGUAUUUUUCACUAAUUUGCUACCAGCCAUAGCGUUUGCUCAAGACAUGUUUGACAAGACCAACAGUGCAUAUGGAGUCAAUGAGGUAUUGCUAAGCACUGCUAUAGCAGGUGUAGUGUUUGGGUUGUUCUCUGGGCAGCCUCUCUGUAUUGUAGGAGUCACUGGCCCAGUAUCGAUUUUCAGCUAUACGGUCUACGAGCUUAUUCAACCAAGGGGGACACCGUAUUUCCCGUUCAUGUGCUGGAUAUACCUCUGGUCGAUGGUUUUCCACAUUAUAAUAGCUGUAGGCAACUACAUUGCCUUUUUAAAAAUCAUUAGUAAGUUCUCAUGUGAGGUUUUUGGCUUCUUCAUAUGUAUCGUAUACAUCCAGAAGGGGAUUCAGAUCCUCGGACGACAGUUUGACGCAGUAGAUUUGGCCAGUGGCUAUUGUUCAGUAAUGAUUUCGCUUCUUAUGGUCAUCUGUGGUGUGGGCAGUUUCCUUUUCGGUAGCUACUUGCACUACUUUAAGCACUGGACUAGAAAAUUCUUUGUGGACUACGGUGUACCUUUAGCUGUAGUAUUUUUCACUGGCUUCAUUCAUUUUGGUGGAAAGCUCGACAAAACUGAACUUGCGAGAUUACCUAUCACUAAAUCGUUCCAACCUACUUAUGCGGGGCUGGAUAGAUCACACGGCUGGUUUGUUCAUUUCUGGCCAGGUGAGAAUAUUGCUGUAGCAGAUGUGUUUCUAGCGCUUCCGUUUGCAGUUCUCUUGACGUUUUUGUUCUACUUUGACCAUAACGUCUCGUCUCUAAUGUGUCAGCUGAGCGAUUAUCCUCUUACCAAACCUUCUUCGUUCCAUUGGGACUUUGCCUUAUUGGGAAUAACAACUGGAGUCGCUGGAAUCAUAGGUAUACCUGCUCCGAAUGGUCUUAUUCCUCAAGCUCCCUUGCACACGGACUCAUUGCUUGUUCACAAUAAACAUGGCAAGGUUGUUUCUGUCGUAGAGCAAAGAGUGACGAACACAGCUCAGGGCUUGAUAACAUUCGUGAUGAUGACUAGACCUUUCCUAGUAGUGCUAGGUUUAAUUCCACAAGCUGUACUAGCAGGUUUGUUUUUCGUUAUGGGCUUGACAGGAUUACAUGGCAAUCCGAUAACCAACAAGAUCAGAUACUUGUUCUUGGACAGCGAGUAUGUCGAGUCUGAUCCUACAUGUCCACGGAUGUUCAAAGACAUUCACAAUAUCAAGAACAAGAAGUGGUUCUACAUCUACUUGUUGUUGCAGGUUAUUGCUGGUUUACUGGAGUUCGCUAUAACUUGUACUAAAGGCGCUGUUGGCUUCCCAGGGGUACUUAUGUUUUUUGCCAUUUGUUCCAAAUGGGUAUGGCCCUGGAUUAUUCCAAAGGAGGAAUUGGAACAUCUAGAUGGAGAAGUAGCCGAUGAGCUUAUCAUUCGGAACUUGAAUAUUGUACAAAUAGUGAAGGAAAGCAAAAAGCACUGGGUGGACGAGGAAAAAGGAAACUACGACGAUAUUAAUGCAGAGGAACACGAGAUGGUCCAGAUACGGGAAAGUGAAAGCAGUUGAUCUAACGUUAUGUAUGUAAGUGAAUGAGUAACUAAUAGACAUAUCUAUAU